Messenger RNA from Spirometra erinaceieuropaei, 7203 nucleotides. NCBI's taxonomy places the organism in Eukaryota, Metazoa, Platyhelminthes, Cestoda, Diphyllobothriidea, Diphyllobothriidae. The record is from the annotation of a GenBank genome assembly.
AUGCUGGAGAACAACGCCGAAUGCAGGUUGAACGUGGUCGAAGACGACAAACUCAUGGUCGAAACAACCAACGAAGAAACAACAACGACACUCGCUCUCAUCCACUUCCUUCUCCUCCAUUCCGCCGCCCCACUCGCCAGACUAGUAUGGUGGGCCCGCUCACUCUGGCAGUCUGGAAUGUUCGGUCUUGCUAUCAUCUGCGAGCAUGGCCCAAUCACAGUCCAACUCACCUAUGCAAUCACCAAUGAACAAGAAAAAGAUGGUCGUUCCGAGCACUAAGCCCUGUAAGACACUCCUCUCUAUGACCGUGAGCCUUGAACGCUGUCGCCCCACGCAGACCAUUUGGGAACGGCCGAUAAGGCUAUUCCCGAUCCAUGGAAGAUUUUUUGCCCCCGAUGUCUAUAACGCUCAACCUGUAAAGACUGUGGUGUGGAACACCGUCGAACGCUUCCGGAAAUCGAUGUAGGCUACAUGCACCGUGUGUUUUGUCGAAUGCUCUUAUCCAGCUCUGCAUUAUGCAUAGAAAGUUCGUUAUACAUGAGCUUCCCCUGCGAAAACCGUAUUGUGCAUAGGAUCAGAAAUUUGGGGUUUCCAAAUAAGCCAUAAACUCCCUUUUGGUAGUUAUCUUAAUGAAUUUGCUGCAGAUUGAUGUCAGACUGACGGCUCUGUAAUUCAUCGACUACCGCUUUUGCAAAUUGGUGAAACGUGGGCCGUCCAUGGGGAGGAUUCCAUCGUCAAGCUACACCUGGAACAGGAAGGUGACGCUUUAGUCAAUUCUCGAGCAAGUUCAGAGAGCAGCUUUGAGGGGAUCCCGUCCGGACCGUGGGAUUUACAUUCCUUCAAGCUUUUUAGUUCUUUGAAAAUCGCUUCUUCUCAAAAUGCAAUACUUUUAAUGAUCGGAUCGUCCAUGCUCUCAGCAUUAGGCGCAAUGGAACCCGAUUGAUUGUGAGAACGGUUCGAAAAAACUGGGAAUAAUGCUCAACUUUAUUUGUCCUGUCCGAUGUCUGCAAACUGUCAGCAUUCCUCAUGACAGGAAUCGGAUUCCUGUCAACGAUGCUCUUUCUCAAGAAGCGGUGGGCAACUUUGGAUUUUUUACAACUCAGUGGAGCAAACUACUGUCGAAAUUUCGUCGUCUCUUGCAAGUCAAUCUUUUCCCCAUGUUUCUUUGAACAUUAUAUUCUGUAAUGGCCGCAUUGUCGUAAUUUUCAGGAAUUUCCUUCCACAGCCUUCCUUUCUUGUGGAUCUCAUUUUGCAGAUCUUAUGUCAGCCACUGAGGACGGCUGGUAUUCCUAUGCUUUCAUAAUGGACAUCAACUUUUCACUAGAUACACUAACCAGCCCUUAAAUGAAUUCCCGUCCCUGUUAUGUUCCCGGAGAAGAGAACAUCCCAGUCCGUUUGUGAUGCUUCAGCUCCCAUUUGGCAAAAGUCCCCUCGCCAUAUAUUUGGCGUAGUCUCCCUUAUUGCAUACGGCGCGGAAUCUAAUUCGUAAUCCUGUAGAAGUACUGCACGAUCACCUUGACCAACCAACAGAGCAAAAAGCAAAUCUCACCCUGGCUUUAAAUGAAGACAGAGUGUGACCCUAAAACUAAACCCGAUCCUUAACUCCAGCCCGAAUCCGAACCCUAAAACUAAACCCUAAAACUAACUGUAAGCCGAAAACUUACCAUAAGCCUAAUGCUAAUCUUACUACUAUAACUAACCCUUACUUUAACCAAAACGCUACCCUCAACCCGGGACGUAACCAUGGCUAUAGCAAAAUCCCUUUACCUAACCCAGGUUAGUUUAGGCCUAAAAUUGACACUAAACUUAGCUCAAGCCCAACCCUCGCCCUAACGCUAAAUGUAGCACUAACCCUCGCACUAACCCUGAAAUAACGCUGAACAUAACCCGUAGUCCAAAUCCUUGUCCUAAACCUAGUUUCUGACGCAAAUCUUACCUAUAAAUCUAAACCUAGUCCUAAACCUUACAUCAACUCUGAAACUAAACCAACUCCGAACCCUAAACCAAACCCUAACCGACAUUUCGACCGUCGAGUUCGAAGAUGUCCGCCGACUGCGGAGUACGAGCUCAUCGUAGUCAGCUUUGGAAAAUACGGUAAGUUUGCCGAUCCAGCCCUAGUGCAAAAUCGCCCGUAGACUGCUUCGGUGCUUGAUGUAGGAUGAUAAAUCGCUCGUUAGCAGCACCGACCAUUAAUUAGUUAUGAAACAGUUAAAUGAGAGUGUCGUUCACGGUGGGGAUAGAGGUUUUAAUCGGCAUGCCGGGGGGCAAGUGCCACCUUACGUGUAAUAGGUGACCGGAAGUAUAACGCAUACCGACCGUGGUCAAGCGGAGGAACGUCAGCGAGAAAAAAAACAGCUGAACUAGUAAAACUCAAAAGUAGUAGGAGGGGAUCAGGACACUGAGCUAAUAGUUGGUGAGUUAGACAGUGUGUAUUUACUGUCAGGAGAGUCAAAAUAAGGGGUAGACAGAGUCCCGCACCUACUGCUAUCAAUGUAACGUCCUGCCUACUCACCGUCAGGUAUAUCUGAUUGGCGUUGUCUGGAUAUGAUGCCUCGGCAAGUCCUGUGACUCGUUUAUUGGCGUAUUCUCUUCCUGAGACAGUCGCUCCGGGGUCUCCUUUGACGACAUUGUGGUCACUAGCGAUCACCCGCGCAAUCACUGGUGGGGAAAUGUGAAACGCGACAAAAGUUUACUAAUCAAACAGUAUCGACGGAAAGCGUAAGAGAUCGUAAGAAAAAGCGGAUAGUGCAAUCGAAAGGGGGCCAAGGCAUAUCGUCUGCGUGCAAAUGGGGCAAUUGUUCGGAACCCACUUCCGAGGAAUGGGCUUGCUUGUCGGUACCUCGGGCGUUGACCACUGUCAUCGUAGGUUUGAAAUCGAAAACAAAAGUUUGAGUCAUGAAAUUAAAAUUAACCGCUUGAAUUUAACCAAACGGUUAUGGGGAUGUAACCACUGUUUUUCUGAUUUUGGCUGAGUCACACUAGACUCCUAGCGUGUUGCAUUUUAUCAACGGACGGCACGGUAUCGCGCUAACCAACUUCCUACUUUAAUUGCACUUUAUAUUACAACGUUGUCCUAUACAGCAGUUUGCGACCUCGACCACCAUCAUGGUUUGUCCUCGGUUUUAUUCUACCUUUCUGUGUCAUGUUUAAUCUUGCCUAGUUGUCUAUUAGUUAAACCUACUCUUAUGGUCUGGAGGCCCCAUAAAUGCCUAAGAGAAUUGAUGUCCGGACACCUUGUACUAAAGGACGCCUUCUGGACGUCAUCGCCGCUCCUUCAUCAUCUCUUUGCUGCCAACACCACCAAGGCUCGCCUCCAAACUGUUCUGUGUCGGCCAUAGGCUUCCCCGUGUACAAGAUCCUGUCUGAACUCCAACCCUUCCAUCCAUCGUAAUAAAUAACGGCCAACAUUCCCUUAAUAACCCAACUUCUCUUCUCAGUGAGCAUGUAUUUCGGUCAGAACAAGAAGAGACUACACACUUAACGUUCCCAGUCAUGAUUGUAGUCAAGCUCGUUACAAACUCACCGUCCCGACGAUUCAAACAAGACCUCCAUUAGUUUUAUUGGAGCACUACAGGCGGUUUCGUCUUUUGGGUUGUCUUUCCUUGGGUCGUUCGGUGGCUGCCUGUAAAUGUGUUUCGUUUUAUUCCGACUUCCUUUUUGGGUCCUCUUAUAAGUGCAAAAGAACUCAUAUCUCCAAACAGAGUUGGGUAAUUUUGACGAUGUGGAUAUAGGCACUUAACGGCUGUAAUAUAUGCUCUUGCCACUAGGGCUAUGGCCAACACCCUAAUUAUCGGAAAAUACAAUGCAUACGAUGCCAUGCAGAAGCUGUAGUAUUUCCACAAAUAAUUACGGAGAUGCCACUCUUACAUUAGCCAACAGUAUAGCCAGACUUUUCGUAGAACGCGUCGGCCUACUUCCACUCCAGCGCUGAUUUUCAUAUGAAAAGUGUAAUUAGCGUAGCCAUUAGAAAUGCGAGCGGAACCUUUGACUGGUGAAGAAAUCUUGUUUUUGCCUCUGACUAGUAUCUGCUUCCCAAAACCUUCGGAUUUCCACAAAUUUCUCAAUUCCCUAACUAUUCACAAGGUAUUUAGUCAAGUAGUUUGUCGUCUGCUCACAGGCAGUUGGCUCUCGACAGCCUCCUAAUUGGUCCGUAUCGUCUAUUCCAAAAAAAUAAUGCUCUACUCUACCAUGAGGCUUAGUGAAACUAGUUAGUUGUUCGGGCAAACAAGACAGUAUCUAAGGGGUUUAUCUUGCCCAAACAGUAUUUGCCUUAGACCGCUGAUACAGAUAGGCCAUCUGCAGAUGCCAUGGCAAUAUCCAGGAGACUAACCGGUCUACUGUCAAUGAAAGAAGCCACGUUUUAGGGCGCGUUUGCUAUAGCAAGGUUUCUACGUGGUCAAAGGAACAAUAUUGCCUCUGACUUCUCAGUUAACAACCAGUAGUUAGGCUUUGUAGGAUCUUCAUUCGAUCAGGUCUUUGAUUUUUAAAUUUUCGUUUUCAUAAACUGUGUGUGUUUUUUCUAAAAUUCGGAAUCUGUCCGACUUUUAUCUGCCACCUAACACCUUCAAAAAUACAUUUCACAUUCCUUGAUGGCGGAACAUAUCUGCUAGCCUAGCACUUCCUGGACAACGCAUCCACAGGUGACAGCAUAAUGGUCCUCAUCGGGAACUGACUGCAAAUUAAAGGAAAGAGUCGUGUCUGUUAAAUGAGCAACCGUAUAUCAGCGGCGAUGGCAUGAUCAGGAUGCGAACGGUUCAGGUCUGACUAGUCGUCUACCAUGUAGGGCACCACAGAGUCUGAUAACGUCAGUUUACCGGAGGAAAUUCGAAUUAGUACCAUAUCUUUUAUUCUAUACUUCUGCCUUGCCCACUUUAUAUCCACCCAAAUACUGAUUUGAAGAAUAGACGACCUAAUAUUACCAAGCCUCUGCAUAAAAACAUGGAUUUUAUAGUAAUUACCCUGGUUUCCUGAUACGGCGCCAGUGGUAACUCCCAUUCCCAGACUUCUCUAGGUAGGCCGAAUGACAAAUAUUUGACGCGUUCUCUAUGCGAGGGAAAGAAAUGAAUACCACAAAUUGAAGUGUAAACAGUCCCCGUGCACUGAAAUCGCAACGUGAACAUUAACGCCGUACAAUGCGGCUAUGGCGGUUUUUUUCAUGGGCGUGCGUACUAGGCUACGAGAAGUGUUUUCUCUGCAGUUUUCCCAACAGUUUCAUCGAAACCUGGUGUGUGUAGUGCUACAAUCGCUCUGAGUGGUCAAUAGAAAUCCUUAUUAGUACGCGAGGGAUCGGAGUGGAUAUGCAAAUCUUCGUUUUAUUAUUGUUAACGCCAUUGUCGUUGCGCUAUACGUACCGCCACUCUUUACAAAUGCUGGACAUCAGGGGGCUGUACGCGGCGAACCCUAGACUAAUUAUGCACGUCCCAAUGUGUGGAAAGUACUAGGCCUGAUCUGACUUUAACAUUAGAAUUCAAUCCUAUGUGAGAUCACCCCACUGAUCAGUUGGGCGCUAGCCGCUCGCUCUCGCGGUUACUCAAACCACGGGUUUGCGCGACUAGACUGGGUCCCCGUCACGAACGAUGACAAAACCUGCGUGAAUGACGAGAGCAGCGGUUUAUUCGAUGUAACUCCCGGCAUCCGUUUUGUUCACCUACUCGAUGGACUGACUCUUUGGUACGUGUCAGUUGACCGCCCUAGUGCACCACCGUGGUUCGAACUUUCUGCCAAGCGAGUAGGUUUCGGAAGAAACCGACCGACUGUUCGCAGUCUUAGACGGAAGCGGACGCCACGUCGGCUACUGUUCCCAAUCCCAUCAAUAGUCCGACAUAAUGAAAGGUUCAGACAGUUUAUUAGUUCAUGGAUGAGGAAUGUAUCGUCAUAGCAAAUCGGCGCAUACCUCACUACACGCGUAGGACUGUCCUGAAGGUCGCACACAGAAUCAAUGCGGCCGACAAACGCAUGCUGUUAGCUAAUGCGCUCCCCGUUCUGGUCAAGCGUAACUGCGGUGCAGUCUCUAAAGGGGGAAGAUUGGAUACAUUUAGUGGCGAGAUCACAGCAACUUCCAGAGAGGGCAUUUUGUAGGAAUCAGUGUUCAUAAGUCGUCACUUGAGAGUGUAAAAUCUUUCGGCAGUUAGAUUUGAUAAUUUUUGUUUUAUAAAACCUUGCCUCUCUCCUGCGUAUUUUGCUCUCCUAGAUGCUUUCUUCACAUAUCCUAUUACAAAUGUUAUUAUUUUUCUACACGUGAAUUAUCAGCCAUCAAACUAUCAAAACAUAAAAGUAUUAAUGUCCUUAAAAAAAACUACAAAUAUAAACAGACAGUAAACAGAUAUAACAAUAAAAUAGAUCAGCCAGACAUCUCAGAAGUCCUUAAAUUUGCUAUUUUGCGUCAACUUUCAUCUAGUCUUUUCUAGAGAUCUUAGUUUUAUGUGAGGUGCAUGCCACUUAAGUAGUGUUGUUUGUAAAUUGAGUCGAUAGGGAUGGCCGGAAAAUUCAACGCUUACCGAUGUAUGGGUUAUCCCGAGAUUAUGCUCCACACUUAUCAGUUGUUUUCUAUAUGGUAGUGGUCAGUAGCACAGCGCGAUCGUUCGGUUGCAAUUCAUGAGCCCCGCCUUUGCCUAGUGUACUUUUGAGGGCCGAACUGUAACAUAUGAGUAAUCAGAUUCAUUCUGCAAGUCUUGCAUGGAAGUAUUGUUUUCGCCUUUCCGAAGGGGCGAUCGCCAUUAGUCGCUUCUGUUGUUUUUUUUUUAACUUAUUAUGAAGCCACACAUUAUGUUGAUUUGUUGCACCCACCUCAAAUUAAAGGAAAAUUUGCCCUAACUUCACUCUUGGUCUCUGUUGCAGGUCUCUCUUCGAGUUUCGUGCUGCAGUAAAAAUGUCUAUGUUACUUAGACAGGUAAGUGGUUUUUUCUGGUCAUAACCGGCGUCCAGGGAUAUCGUUUAGUUUUCAGUGACGUUCGUUUUCGUCCCCCUGGUCAACUGGCUUGGGCAAGCCUUAAGACACGACCACCUGCCAUUCAAAAAAUUUACGACAAAUUAGAGCACCUCGAGGAGUCAAUAGACCAAGAGGCGAAGCCUGGUGCUAACCUGCCUUUUAGUGUGGAGAAGCCCCGUGCCCUGGCCUUGAAAAUUAUUCUUUUCAUUGGGAUUGCUUUCAACAUGCCCUUUUACAUCAUCUACCGACACAUGCGUAAAGCCGCUGCGACAUGA